Messenger RNA from Punctularia strigosozonata HHB-11173 SS5, 1298 nucleotides. Its product is annotated as protein disulfide isomerase. Gene Ontology annotation, molecular function: protein disulfide isomerase activity. The transcript has 7 exons. Gene Ontology annotation, biological process: protein folding. Lineage: Eukaryota; Fungi; Basidiomycota; Agaricomycetes; Corticiales; Punctulariaceae. The coding region runs from base 87 to 1214 and encodes 375 amino acids. The record is from RefSeq and is a predicted model, not a curated record. Gene Ontology annotation, cellular component: endoplasmic reticulum.
GCCCCUUCCACGUCGCCACUGCUCACCGCAGUGUUUAUAAAUCCGGAGGACCGGAGGUGCACUGAGCUCCUUCACUAGUUUCCGCCAUGAGACUCUCUUUCUUUGCGUUCGGUGCGGCGCUGCUGAGCGGUGUACUCGCUUCCAACGUCAUCGAGCUCACCCCGGACAACUUUGACGAAUACAUUGGCAAGGGCAAGCCCGCGCUCGUCGAAUUCUUUGCACCCUGGUGUGGCCACUGCAAGAACCUCGCGCCCGUAUACGAACAGCUCGCGGAUGCAUACGCACAUGCGAAGGACAAAGUGAUCAUCGCGAAGGUUGAUGCCGACGGCGAGGGCAAGCCUCUUGGUCAGAAGUACGGUGUGACGGGCUACCCAACACUGAAGUGGUUUAAUGCGGACGGCGGGGAGCCAGAGAAGUACGAAGGCGGACGUGACUUGGAAAACCUUGUCGCACAUGUAACGGCGAAGUCGGGCGUGAAGUCCAACAUCAAGCCUCCCCCGCCUCCCGCUUACACUGUUCUCGACACCCACACCUUCGAUAAUCUGGUUAUGGACCCCACCAAGAACGUACUCGUCGCGUUCACUGCGCCUUGGUGCGGCCACUGCAAGCGCAUGAAGCCAGAGUUUGAGAAGGCAGCCAUUGACUUCCUUGCUGAUGAGGACUGUGUUGUCGCCAACGUCGACGCCGACGCCGCGCCCAACAAGCCCCUAGCCCAGAAAUACAAGAUCGGCUCCUUCCCGACUCUCAAGUUCUUCUCGAAGGACAACAAGGAACCCGAGGAGUACGAGGGCGGGCGCACCGAAGCCGACUUUGUGGACUUCCUGAACGAGAAGUGCGGCAAGAAGCGUGCCGUCGGCGGUGGACUCAACGAGGAGGCCGGCCGCCUGCCCGAGUUCGACGCGCUCGCGAGCAAGUUCUUCGUCGCGGCCGCGGACGCGCGGAGUAGCAUCUACCAGGAAGCACUCGCGCUCGCGAAGGCGGGCGGCGAGACGAGCAAGCACUACCUGCGCGUGAUGGAGAAGGUCGUGAACGGCACGGAGGACUACGUCCAGAAGGAGUCCAAGCGGCUGUCGUCGAUCUUGCAGAAGAAGACGCUCGCGCCGAAGAAGCUCGAUGAGAUCAAAAUCAAGGCCAACGUCCUUGCCGCGUUCGCUGCGCAGAAGGCCGAGGAGGCGAAGGAGGCCUUUGAUGAGAAGGUGCACGAGGAGCUGUAGGCAUGGUUUGAGCGUGUCCUCCUAGCUUGAGUUACUCCUUCAUGUUAUCGAUCGCGCGUUAGAGCUAUUCUAUCUGGAUCAUCU